Durusdinium trenchii is the source of this 1680-nucleotide messenger RNA. The record is from the annotation of a GenBank genome assembly. Lineage: Eukaryota; Dinophyceae; Suessiales; Symbiodiniaceae.
UGGUGAUCCGAGCCCUCGCGGGCGCCGGCCCAGGAUGGUUCCACCUAUGGGGAGUGUGUAGAUGUUCUGAAGAACCACAGAAGCCGUGUUUACCCUCCCUGCAACAAACAUGGAAGUGGAAAGCACCCCCUCUUGGCCCUCUUGGUAGAGGAAAGUAGUCUUCCUUUCGGAGCCACGCCCUCCACGUCCAUGAUUGUUUCAGGGAGUGUAAUACGAUUCGGCAGCUUAGGCAGGAGGCAUCACCAUUGCUGACAUUCUUGGUUUGCGCUGUGGGUCAAAUGGCACCGGAGGACCCUGGGCAUCACCACUCCCAGGAAUGCACAGCAGCUCAACGAUCCCUUUGCAAGAACGGUGGAGAGGCCAGGCAUGACGAGAUGAGUGGACAGGCGAUGUGAUGAUAGGGAUUGAGCCGGGAUUUGGGGAUUCGGCAUAUGGAUUCACUUGGAUUCAUGUUUUUUUCUUGAUGAUUGCAGCAAAUUGGGAUCACAUGGUGCUAUUUUGCUUGGAUACUUUCAUUCUUUUUGGGGUGAACCUGCUAGGCCAUGCGAGGGACAAGGGGUGCGAGCCAAACAACUUGUAUGAACCUGAACCUUUUGGUGGAGAUGGUCUUUUUGGUGGAGGAGCUGCUUAGCUGUGCUUUUGCCUCUCGGGUCUUCCUGCUGAUGGCACCGUGACGGCUGAGAUGGCCAUGAUGUUCGGGGAGUUCUACAAGCCUCAAGCCAUCAUGGACUAUCCCGUCGGGGGAGUGAAGAGCUUGGUGGAGGCUCUGGUGAAGGGACUGGAAUCUCAUGGUGGUUCACUGCGCUUGAACACUCCCGUGAAGCAACUGGUGAUGUCGAGUGGCACCUGCCACGGCGUCGAGUUGGUCAAUGGUGACGUGUUGGAAGCGUCCAGUGUGGUGUGCAACGUGAGUGCCUGGGAUUUGCCAAAGCUUUUGCCGACUUCGGUGAGUUCGCAGACCUGGUGCCGCGAACGCGCUGCCAUGCCAGCCACCAAGUCCUUCAUGCACUUGCACGUGGGCUUUGAUGCCCGAAGCCUCGAGCUGAAGCAAUUGCAACCGCACUACAUUUGCUUAGAGGAUUGGACUCGUGGGGUGGAGGCUGAAGAGAAUGCCGUGUUGAUCUCCAUCCCUUCCGUCGAGGAUCCGAGCUUGGCGCCUGAGGACUGUGGAGUGCUUCAUGCCUACACCCCCGCGACGGAGCCGUGGGAACGGUGGAAGGACUUGGACCGGCGCAGCGCGGAGUACAAGGCCUUGAAAGAGCAGCGGGCCGAAUUCUUGUGGAAGCAAUUGGAACGCAUCAUCCCCGACCUUCGCCAAAGAAGCAAGGUCCACAUGAUUGGCACGCCCCUGACGCACCAGCGCUUCCUGAAUCGGCACCAAGGCAGCUAUGGCCCUCGCAUCAAGGCGGGCGAAGCGGAGUUCCCUGGCGCCAGCACUCCAAUCGCAGGCCUAGUGCUGUGUGGCGACAGUUGCUUCCCAGGCAUCGGUGUGCCCGCUGUGGCGGGCAGCGGCCUCCUGGCAGCGCACGCCACGGGGCUGGAGACGCUGCCGGCGCAACUCAAAGAGCUGCAGCGUCUCUUCAGUUGAGCAAAAAGAAGGAAGGGAGGGUCCCAGGUGUCUCUGGGGAGGGGACUACGGUCGGUAUCCUGGUGCCAUGACCCAUGAGCGCCGGUUUUGUC